UGUGCGUUCUGUCAUGCUCUUCCAAAGUUUAGUAAUCUGCCCCAGAACCCUCAAGCUCUGAUGAUCCAGCAACCUGACCAGCAGUUUCAGCAGCCAUUUCAACAGACUAAUCAGCAGUUUCCUCAGAAGUUUCAGAAGCAAGUGUUGAAGGCAGAGCCUUUGGACAAAUGUGCUGUAGCGGAUUAUGAGCAGAUCCAAUGUGGACAACCUGGUGUCAGUGGUGCUGAAUGUGAAGCUAUCAACUGCUGCUUUAACGGACAGCAGUGUUACUAUGGGAAGGCAGUGACUGUCCAGUGUAUAAGAGCUGGUCAGUUUGUGGUAGUGGUGGCUAGAGAUGUUACGCUGCCUCGACUGAGUCUGGAUUCAGUCCAUCUACUGGGUGGAAAUGACCCACCUUGCAGUCCUGUGGGGUCCACACCUUCCUUUGCUGUAUACCAGUUCCCUGUGACCGCAUGUGGUACAAAAAUGAUGGAGGACAAUGGUUAUGUGGUGUAUGAGAACAGAAUGACCUCCUCGUAUGAAGUGGGGAUGGGUCCGUUUGGUUCCAUCACAAGGGACAGCCAUUUUGAGCUUCUCUUCCAGUGUAGGUACUCUGGCACUUCUGUGGAAGCUCUGGUUGUGGAGGUAAACUCUGUUCCUCCACCUCCACCAGUAGCUGCCCCUGGACCCCUCAGGGUGGAGCUAAGACUAGCCAAUGGCCAGUGUGUCACCAAAGGGUGUGCAGAAGGGGAUGAGGCCUUCACGUCCUACUACAGUGAUGCUGAUUAUCCCAUCACAAAAGUCCUGCGUGAGCCUGUGUAUGUUGAAGUGCGCAUUAUGGAGAGGACCGACCCCAACAUUGUCCUGACGCUGGGACGCUGCUGGGCAACUUCAAUCCCCAGUCCACUCGGUCUACCUCAGUGGGACCUUCUGGAUGAUGGAUGCCCUUACCAGGAUGACCGUUACCUGACCACAAUCUUCAUCCACUGUAGUACUGCGGUGUGCCAUCCAUCUUCUGGCUCCUGUGAGCAAAGCUGCGGCAGGAAGAGAAGGGACACUAAUGUCAAGACCAUCUCUAGUGAGCAGACUGUGGUUUCUAGUGGAGGAGUUACUCUGAUCAUACUGGCUCCUCUGCAGGAAACUAUCUUCAUCCACUGUAGUACUGCGGUGUGCCAUCCAUCUUCUGGCUCCUGUGAGCAAAGCUGCGGCAGGAAGAGAAGGGACACUAAUGUCAAGACCAUCUCUAGUGAGCAGACUGUGGUUUCUAGUGGAGGAGUUACUCUGAUCAUGUAAAUCUAGUGGUUUUAAUAAGCUUUUUUACUUGGCAAGGUCUGUUAUUGUAUUGACCUUGCAGAGUCUCAUGUUACAUUAUGUACGCAGUUUGUUUCUUGGUGUACACUAUUAAACUAACUUUCCAGUA
Sinocyclocheilus grahami is the source of this 1399-nucleotide messenger RNA. Its product is annotated as zona pellucida sperm-binding protein 4-like. Gene Ontology annotation, biological process: binding of sperm to zona pellucida; prevention of polyspermy. The transcript is spliced from 11 exons. The record is from RefSeq and is a predicted model, not a curated record. Gene Ontology annotation, molecular function: acrosin binding; structural constituent of egg coat. The coding region runs from base 61 to 1272 and encodes 403 amino acids. Lineage: Eukaryota; Metazoa; Chordata; Actinopteri; Cypriniformes; Cyprinidae. Gene Ontology annotation, cellular component: egg coat.